Anguilla rostrata (American eel) is the source of this 7883-nucleotide messenger RNA. RefSeq names its product zinc finger and BTB domain containing 2b (gene zbtb2b). The coding region runs from base 1137 to 2675 and encodes 512 amino acids. Gene Ontology annotation, biological process: regulation of transcription by RNA polymerase II. Lineage: Eukaryota; Metazoa; Chordata; Actinopteri; Anguilliformes; Anguillidae. Gene Ontology annotation, cellular component: nucleus. The transcript is spliced from 3 exons. Gene Ontology annotation, molecular function: DNA-binding transcription factor activity, RNA polymerase II-specific; protein binding. The record is from RefSeq and is a predicted model, not a curated record.
UUAAAUGUAAUACGGCAUCAUAUGAAUUUCCAUGUAUUUCAGGUAAUGCGCCCGCUUAAACCAAUUGCAAGCAGUCUUUUUCUAAAAUUCUAAAUGUAUAUAAUGUCAUUUAUUUGUUUAUAUUGUUGCACUUAUUUAUUUAUUUUGCGAGGCAAUUCUGAAGAAUUCGCAUUUAGUCCAGGACAGAUAUAUAGCCCGCUAGUUCUUCAGGCGCUUAAUAGUCGGCGAGGGUGCGCAGACAUGUCGCGAGCUAGCAGCGUUAGCUAUGUGUAAAUUUCGUAACCAACUAAUCUAAAGUAAGAACACGGGCAAAAACGCUUCAAAUACUACAAAGUAAAACUGUAUUAAGUCUCCGCUAGCUAGCUAAUUGAUUGGAAUGUUCGCAUUGGUUCACCGGUCUGAUAACAAUCAAAUUAAUUCAUUUUAAAAUUCAAAAUAUUUCCUAAAUAAAACAUUUAAAUGAUAAUAUAAUGGGCGACUACUGUGAAACUACUUAAAAUGUAAUUGAGGUACGUCACAGUAGACCCCUUUAAUAAUUCUAUUGAUUACUAUGAUGUAUUUCAGUGGCUAUUGGUAUCUCGCUGUCCAGAUAGUCACAGUAGUUUGUUUACAACUUGCGUGCUUGCUAUAUAACUAGCGAGUAACAACCAAUGCAAAUGCAACGGCGAGCUAGCAAACGUUAGCUACAAAGACCCCUAAUACGUUAUCGGUUUGUGGGGGGUUGGGUGGGCAAAUGACCUACGGCUGCUUUCCUUCUAAAUCGGUUUAUAUUUUUACAAACCAAAAGAUUAAAUAAAUUAACAUACAGUGCUCGCCCACUGUGAUAGUAACCCUUUUGCUUACUGUAAACACAGGCUAGAUAACAAUUCUGCUUCACGGUGACACACUGCGCUCCAGUAUGCGCGGGGAGGAAUUAGCCAAAUGUCCCCAACGCUGGGCUUUACAACUGCUGUUUUUUAAGUGCUUUUAGACAGUCAUGUGAUUGUAACGUAACCCGACCGGAAAACACCGACGACCAUCGCCGCCAAUGCUGCGUUUUAGAGGAACAGAGCAGCUGCGAGCCCAACGGACAAGUCCCCGGUAACAAACAACACAACAAACUCCACAAAAUCGCGAGGAGCACGAAAGGCGGAAGAAUGGAGCUGUCCAACCAUGGCCUUAUCCUCCUGCAGCAGCUCAACGCUCAGAGGGAGUUCGGGUUCCUGUGCGAUUGCACGGUGGCCAUCGGGGACGUCUUCUUCAAGGCGCACAAGGCCGUCCUCGCCGCCUUCUCCAACUACUUCAGAAUGCUCUUCAUACACCAGGACAGCGACUGCGUGCGACUGAAACCGGGGGACAUCCAGCCGGACAUCUUCAGCUACCUCCUGAACCUGAUGUACACGGGCAAGCUGGCGCCCCAGCUCAUCGACCCGCUGCGCCUGGAGCAGGGCGUCAAGUUCCUGCACGCCUACCCCCUGCUGCAGGAGGCCAGCCUGGCCACCCAGGCCUCCUUCUCGCACCCGGAGCAGAGCCUCCCGCUGUCCACCUCCCUGUACGGCAUCCAGAUCGCCGACCAGCAGGGGGCGACCACCACCGCCACCGCCACCGCCACCACCACCACGGCGGCCAUUAGCCGGCUGUCGGGCCGCCGGCAGCCGUCCCCGUCCUUCGACCUGUCGGACGGCAAGUUCGGGGUCGGCUCCGGCGCCACCGGCGAGCCCAAACCGGCGCAGUCGCUCUUCGAGGCCGAGCCCUCCACCAGCGGCUUCCCGCUGGCCGGGGAGGAGCCCGGCCCCGGCCCCGGCCCGGACGCGCCCGGGGACGACCCGCCGGCCGCCACCACCAUCCUGCACGUCAAGCCCAGCAUCAUGAAGCGGAACUCGUCCUUCCGCAAGCACUACACCUGCCACAUGUGCGGCAGCCGCUUCGGCCAGCGCGGCGCGCUGCGCGAGCACCUGCUCCACCACGCCCAGGCCCUGCUGCCCGAGGCCAGCCUGGGCGUCACGCCCAUGGAGACGGGCCCCGCCCCCGAGACCUCGGUAACCGCGGCGACCAUGACGACCAUGACGACGGAGGAGCAGCCCCCCUCGCACGUGGGCGUGGUCGACCCGGCCAGCGACAGCGAGCAGCAGGCCGCCACCGACUCGCCGCGGGCGGACGGGCCGCAGUCCCAGGCGGAGACGCCGCCGCCCUCCGACAUCGCCGACAUCGACAACCUGGAGACGGCCGACCUGGAGCGCGAGGUGAAGCGGCGCAAGUACGAGUGCUCCACCUGCGGCCGCAAGUUCAUCCAGAAGAGCCACUGGCGCGAGCACAUGUACAUCCACACGGGCAAGCCCUUCAAGUGCAGCGCCUGCGGCAAGAGCUUCUGCCGCGCCAACCAGGCCGCCCGCCACGUCUGCCUCAACCAGAGCGCCGAGUCCUACACCAUGGUGGACAAGCAGAGCAUGGAGCUGUGCUCCAGCGAGGACAGCUCGCAGAUGGAGGCGCUCUUCCUGGCCUCCGGCCGGCCGUACAAGUGCAACGUGUGCGAGAUGACCUUCUCCAGCCCCAACGAGGUCAUCAAGCACCUGUGCUUCGCCCAGGCCGCCGCCCUGCAGGGCGACGAGCUGCCCAAGGACGAGGGGUCCAGGGACUCCUCCAGCGCCGGGCCCCUGCUCACGUCCAUUAAGACUGAGGAGAUCCUAGUCGAAUAGCAGCCGCCAACUCGUGUACUUUUUAGGUUUUUUUUUUUUGUUUUUGUUCUUUUGUACUUUUUAAAUUAUGGUCAGUAGAUAUUCUAAGGAUUUAGUGAAAAUUUUUCGUAUUGAAAAGAAAAAAAAAAAAAAAAAAAACAACUUUUUUUUUUUCUGGUUUUUCUGUCUUCACAGUUUAAUUUGCCCUCAGGAACUGGAAUAGGGAUUUUAGCGCAAGGCUCACGUGAAUUGAACUCUUCCUCCUCGUCGGACAAAAAAACAUCCCUCGUCAAACGUUUUUGACCGGUCAGAUAUCAGUGUGUGUGUGUGUGUCUGUGUGUGAACCAGCGUUAACGUACAUGUUACUGCAUAUCUCGUGACCUCCCAACCUUUUUGGCUGACUGGUGCGUGGCCUGGGUGACCAGUUACCGGUGCAAUGCUGAGUGUUGUGUAGGGAGAGUGUGUUUGACUCCUCAUAGCGUAUUCCAUGGCUGAGUGUGUAAAUGAGUACAUGGAGUAAGUCAUCGCCCUGCAUUAUGUGGAACUGCUCUGGCUGUCGGUCUGUAGGCUGACGUGUGGCCUGUGUGGCCUAUAUGUGGACUUGUUUACUUUCAGUAUCAGGGUUUACACACACACACACACACACACACACACACGAGCGCACACACAUGCGCAAACACACAAGCACACACACAAACACAUGCACACACACGUACGCACACACACAGACAGAAACACACAUGCACGCACUCACACAAACAAACUCAUGCACACGUGCACACACAUACACACAUACAUGUAAACAUGCACACAUACACACACACACACAGACAGACACACACAUACGUUCUCUCACCUUUUGUUAAAUAGCACGUGUAGAAGUUUUCAUUCACUUGCGUCUAAGAAGCCAGGUUGUUACUUCUGUCGUCGGUGCGGUUUACUGUCCGGUGGAGACCGAGCGUACUUACUGUCAGUGUGUCCGGUCGUACGAGUCUUAAUACGUUUCAUUCAUACCGUGAGUUCGGCGCAGAUUUCAGGGAAAGAAAAUGAAGUUCACUUGAAAAUCCUAUGUGUCAGUUCAGCGUUUGCGGGGAACUUGAGACCCCGAAGCUGAGUUAUUGUACGCUUCUCUGGCACUGUGAAAUUCCCGGGUUCGGAUGCGCACGACCUGCUUAAACAAGGACUUUUGGAGAAUACGACGAAACGCGCCCUCCAAAACGAAGCCAACGGAAGCCUCUCACUCAACUUCCCUCACCCUCCAGUUCGAUGUCUUUUAUCGGAUGACGGAUGAACCGUGACAAAAACCAACAGCAAAUAGCUCAAAAUGUUCUGAUUGCACUGCAUCAAUACGGGGGGAUCUCAUCCCACCAUUUUCUAAAUCCAGAAGAUUACUUCCUUACGGUUUCAGUAAAUGCUAGAUAUUUUUGCUUAUUUUUUUAUUUUUUGUUUAACUCGGUGGCAUUGCAAGGUUUUGCAGGCGUAAUAAGACGCCGUGCUGUCAAGCGGUCGGUUGGUUGGUUUUACUUCCCUCUGCAGCCCAACGGCGAGUUGUGGCGCCGCCCGCCCUGUGGGGGGGGGGGGCAGAACAGGAAGCGAAGCCAGGGCCGUGAACGAAGGGCGUCCGGUCUUGUUGCGCUCGUUACCGCGGUUACCGUCAUGCCCACGCUUGCUUGGGGCUUGGGCCGAAAAUGAGCUCCCGACGUUUGCGCUGGCUGGGAGGCGAGCUGAGGUUCGGUUUUAAAUCCGGCCCCGCAGUCUAAAUUCCCCCCGCCGCUCUUUUUAUUACGAACCCCCACACCUUCCCUUGCCCCCAUCUUAAGUUGUCACCAAAUACUUUUAUUGUUUCCGUAAAUAAAAUGGAAAAAAAAAAAGUCCAUUCACUUUGCCCUUGUCCGAACAGGCUUUGCCUGGCCAAACUAACGGAGACCUGCCUAACCAGAGCAACCCGAUUUGAAUCGCCAUGGUGACAAGAGUUUGCGUCCGACUUCCAGUUAGCCUAUCGCGUUCAUCUUAGUCCGCCUGUGCUCGGUGGUGGCAGAAUGUCUGCCAAGCUCAGUUCGUAUUGAGUGCUGUAUAAAUUCUGUGACUGCCUGCAUCACUUCAGGUCGUAAGAGAGGGGGUAUCGUACAUUUGAAAACCGCUGAUAUGAGCAUCAUUUGGCAAUACGUAGCAGAACUGUGGCUUGUGCCUUAUACUGUGUUAUGAUAUGAAAUGGCUGUGGCUGAGGGGAUAGUGUCGGGUCAACAAUGUAGCUUGCAGUUAAGGAAACAUAAAACGGGAAUUGGAAAGUGCCUAAAUUUGUGUUUUUCAGUGUUCGGUGGUCAAAAAUGUCAACUUAUGGGGAAAACUCAGCCCCAUGACUGAACUUUAUCUGAGCUUGAAUUACUCUGCGCAUAGCAGUUCAUUUCUGGCUGAAGGAUCUUUUUAUUGUAAAGGGAUCAUUCUCUUCCUGGGGAUUUUUGAUGGUAUUACUGUUUUCAUUAUAUGUGUUUGAUUGGCCCAAGACAGUGUUUAUGUUCAGUGAAGUACAUUUUGGAUACUUGCAGAAGUUUCUGGCAACCCAGUCGCCUUCGCAGUGUCUGGUGUAGGGGCAUUGGUGAUCUUAAGCAAGAAAAUACACUUCAGGUGACUCCAAAAUAAGCAUGUAUUGCAAUUUUCUGUUUCCCAGACGCUGUACAUCUGAACCGAAUAGAUUAGGUCAGUUGUCUCCAACCCUGGUCCUGGAGAGCUACAGGGUCUGCUGGUUUUUGUUUUCACCUUAAAAUCAGCACCCAGUUGAGACCCAAGACACCAGGUGGAGUUGAGUUAACUGUGUAAUCAACUGCUCCAAUUGAUUCAUGAAGUGCAGAGUCACUAUGAAGACCAGCAGACCCUGUAGCUCUCCAGGACCAGGGUUGGAGACCACUGGAUUAGAUUAAUUUUCAUGGCGUUUACCGUAUUCACAACAAUAAGCAUUUUUAAAAAAUUUGUUUUUAUAUUCUGUCGGUCACUUCCUUCCUUCUCGCCUCUCCAAACGGUGCGCGUUCUUCGCCAGCGACCCGCAUAGCGAUGUUGACAUUGGAAGCCACGCCGCGGCUUUUCUUGAGCGUCGCACUCUCAGGUUACACGCACCGUAGCAAACGGGCACAACCGAAAAAAUAAGAUUAAAUGUCGUUUCUGGAAGAAUAAUCAGAUAAAAGUGCACACGUGCCUCGUAAUGUCAUACUACUGCAGCGCAAGACGGAUUUGAAGUGUUGUCUUCCUGCUUCAGACCAUGUGUCUGUGAAUAGCCCCAGUACCAGCUCAUUGUAAAUGCUAGUCUAAAAGGUAUGUAGCCCAGGGACUACUGAUUAAAACUAGCCUCCUUGGCUACCUGUGGCACAUUUGCAGAGAUGUUAUUUAUGUGCAUUGUCCCUGUCAAUAUAAAAUAAUAAAUUUAAUGUCGGAAGCUUCUGUGAAUGCACCAAAAUUGAAAUGAUACGCCAAACAAACAAAAAAAAAACCCCAGAAAGUGAGUUAUCCCUUUAACUUUAGGUUUAAACCGCCAGUCAGUUGGUCCAAAAAACACAGUCCUUUGACAAAAUUAAUUAAAACCCUGAAAUCUGAAACAAAAUAACUGCAUUUGGUUGACUUGGUAGCAGAAAUUUGAACUCUUUGGGGGAAUAAGUGGUUUACAUGGUUGUUGUGCUUACUCGACAAGUAAAAGUGACCUGUGCUACUCUGUUGUAUUGCACCUCUUCCUGAUUAUCACCAGAGGGUCAUGGGAAGUGUAGUCCUGGGGUUUCAGAGUGGUCACGCUCUGUCCAUCUGCUGGUUACUUCAUGGCAGCCAUUCUGUGCGUAUGCCUCAGUGCAGCACAGGGAAGUUUGCGAACAUACAGGUUUUUUAUAGUGCCACUUCCCAGAACGUUUAUAUACUGCUGUUGUUCAUGCAUGUAAGAAUGCAUUCUGGUAUUUUCUGAUGUUUUUUUAAAAUAUAUAUAUGUAUAUGGCAAAGGACACAAAGCUGUCAGUACUGUAACAAAAUGUACUUCUGCCAAUUCAUUGAUCAUUUGCUUGAAGGUGUUCUUAAAGCCCUUAUUUUUGUGUUUAAUAUACCCUUCUAAUUUUAUAUACAAUGCUAUAUUUACGAAAAAAUAUUUUAUAUUGCACAGGUUGUACAUUGCUAAAUUGCUUUUAUGUAGAAAACAUUUGAGUCUUCGUUAGACUAGGUGUAUGUAUAUUUGUUUUUUGUUUUUUUUAACUCAAGGCCUUUGUGUUAAUGAACAAAUAUUAGUGUACUUUUUUAUUGACCAUAGUUUUUUGUAGCCUAUUGAUGUAUUAUGUACAGAUUUCUGUCGGUGAAACAAGUUUUCACUGUUUCGGCGCUGUUGGUCUGGUCAUGUGAGCAAGAUAGUUACAGUCUUUAUGUACAUCGUUUAAAAAAACAACAAAAAUUGAACAACUGCUGAAGGUUCUCAUUGGUCAGGUGUACAUGUACGGUUUAGGUAUUUGCUGAACGUUUUUUUUUAUUUUAUUUUUUUAUUUUAAAGUAGAUGGUAAACAAAUAAGAGGUCCUCCUGUUUGUAAAAAUAAUUGGGUAGACCUGACAGGUAUAGCAUGAUGGUUUUGUGUAGAAUACUAUCGAUGAAUAACAUGGACUUUGUCACUGUCUCAGUCACGGUGUCUGAGACGGGUUUUAUUGAAGGAAGACUAUUUCAGGCGUGGUGCUCAUCGGAAAUCGGUGCCUGAACGCAUUCCCGAAAUGUGAUCGCUGAAUCAGAGGGUCUAAUGAGGACUGUCCGAACUCGGCAUUACAUUGAAGGACACCUAUUUAUUUAAGAAAAUGUUAAGCUGUUUUUUUUUUUUUCAAAGCAUCGCAAAAUGACUACUACUGAAGUGUGCUUUCAAGAGUGUAGAAUCAAAAUUUCCGACACGUUUAAAUCUGAAUUUGAGCAGUCCACAGACCCGUGUCUUAUUUACAGUAUCGGCGGCGUAGGUAAAGAAGAAACGCGUGAAUUUGCUCUGCGGCUGUCUUAAAUGUCGUUUUAACAACGUAUUUUAUGCAAGCAGUUUUGUCAUUUCUGUUUUGAGGUCUUUUACACACAGGUUACCGAGGGCAACGGAAUCGGCCCCCCUGCGCACAAUCCCAAAGCAACCGUGAAAACGUCUACUGUGUUCUACUCUGUGUUCUCAGGAAUGUAUGCAGUCUCUUAAUUGUCUCCUUCAUUUUGAUGGUGAAGAAUGGAAGAAUAAAAAUUGUUUUGCAGAA